AUGUCUGACACUGAGGAAGUGUAUGAAGAAGAGGAAGCCCAGGAGGAGGUAGUAGAAGUAGAAGUAGCCCCUGAGGCGGAGGCCCAGGUAGAAGCAGAAGCAGAGGUAGAGCCUGAACCAGAACCAGAGCCAGAGGUGGUGCAGCAGGUGGUUCAUGAGGAGGAAGAGGCCUAUGAAGAAGAAGGGGAGGAGGGAGAUCAAGAUGAAGAGAAGCCAAAGUUUAAGCCCACUGCUCCAAAGAUCCCAGAUGGCGAGAAAGUGGAUUUUGAUGAUAUCCAAAAGAAACGUCAAAACAAAGAUCUAGUAGAGCUGCAGUCACUGAUCGAUGCUCACUUUGAGUGCAGGAAGAAGGAAGAAGAGGAACUCAUUGCUCUCAAGGAGAGAAUUGAGAAGCGUCGUGCUGAGCGAGCUGAGCAGCAGAGGAUUCGCGCUGAGCAAGAUAAAGAGCGGCAGGCCAGGCGGGAGGCUGAGCGGAUGAGAAAGGAGGAGGCCGACGCUCAGAGAAAGGCUGAUGAUGAUGCCAAGAAGAAGAUAGCACUGACAAACAUGGGAUCGGGCUUAAGCAGCCACCUGCAGAGGAUUGAACAGAGAAGAGGCAAGAAGCAGACUGAAAGAGAAAAGAAGAAGAAGGUUCUUGCAGAGAGAUGCAAACCCCUGAACAUCGAUAAUCUCAGCGAUGACAAGCUGAGGGAAAAGGCGAAAGAGCUGUGGGAAUGGCUGCACAACCUCGAGGCAAUAAAAUAUGACCACUGUGAGAAGCUUAAGAGGCAAAGAUAUGAGGUUGUUUCUCUCAGGAACCGUAUUGAUGAACUGCAGAAACACAGCAAGAAGGGAGCCGCAUCACGCCGCAGGAAGUGA
This is a messenger RNA of Pelmatolapia mariae (spotted tilapia), 858 nucleotides long. It is a transcript of the gene tnnt3b, whose product is annotated as troponin T type 3b (skeletal, fast). The record is from RefSeq and is a predicted model, not a curated record. The transcript is spliced from 14 exons. Gene Ontology annotation, cellular component: troponin complex. Gene Ontology annotation, molecular function: troponin C binding; troponin I binding; tropomyosin binding. Gene Ontology annotation, biological process: sarcomere organization; regulation of muscle contraction; muscle contraction. Lineage: Eukaryota; Metazoa; Chordata; Actinopteri; Cichliformes; Cichlidae. Bases 1 to 858 code for a protein of 285 amino acids.